AUGGCGAAUAGAACUUACAUAACGGCAGAGGAGAAGACGAUGCCAGGUCUCAAACCCAUGAAGGAUAGAUUAACUCUAGCAAUUUGCGCCAAUGAGAUUGGCGACUGUAAAAUCAAGCCUCUGCUAGUAUACCAUUCGGAAAAUCCCAGAGUCUUUAAGUCAUAUAAUAUUUCAAAAGAAAAUCUGCCAGUUAUGUGGAGGACAAAUCCGAAGGCGUGGGUCACCAGGAAAUUCUUUGCGGAGUGGAUAAACCUGGUGUUUGGCCCUUCUGUUAAAAAAUACCCACAGAAAAACAACCUACCCAUGCAAGCCCUUCUCUUCCUCGACAAUGCCCCUACUCACCCACCAAAUCUCGAAGAUGAUUUACUCCAAGAGUUCAAGUUUAUAAAAGUUCCCUACCUACCACCCAACACCACUCCUAUCCUGCAGACCAUGGAUCAGCAGGCCUGGCUGGGUGUUACAACGAGGACCUUAACCUCUGCAUGGAAGAAGCUGUGGCCUGAGGCUGUAGCUGAAAGGGCCUUCGAAGGAUUGGAACCCAAAGUGUCAUUGGUAGAGGAGCUUGUUUCUCUGGGAAAAUCCAUGAGUCUGGAGGUGGAUGGGAGAGAUGUGAACGAACUCGUCGAACAACAGUCUCAGGAGCUGACAACCGAGGAGUUACACGAUCUGUAUUUGCAGCAGCAUACGUUGGGUUAA
Messenger RNA from Stegodyphus dumicola, 696 nucleotides. Its product is annotated as tigger transposable element-derived protein 1-like. The record is from RefSeq and is a predicted model, not a curated record. NCBI's taxonomy places the organism in Eukaryota, Metazoa, Arthropoda, Arachnida, Araneae, Eresidae.